Cherax quadricarinatus is the source of this 1603-nucleotide messenger RNA. RefSeq lists its product as uncharacterized. The record is from RefSeq and is a predicted model, not a curated record. Lineage: Eukaryota; Metazoa; Arthropoda; Malacostraca; Decapoda; Parastacidae.
CAUCUCUCUCUUCUUGAGUGGUCUCAUAGAAGUCUCAAAGAUCUUUAAAGGACAGAGUCUUCCAUGACUCUUGUUAUACUGGGUUGUCUCACAAGAAGUGUCUUGUAGACUUUCUUUCGCUGUAAGACACAGGUCUUCAUAUUGGUUUUAAGUCUGCUAAGGCUUAAAGCGUCAUACCAGUAUUGUGUUUAAAGACUCGGAGUUCUAUAGAAAGAUGUAUAGUUGCUUUCGUUAAUUUCUUCUGUUGUUGGCUUUAGAGUUUUUCUUGACUCAUUACCCGAGCUUAGGAUCUUUUGGAUCACGGUUGAACUGUAUUAUUAGAUUUACCAGGAUAAGGAUAAUGUGAAUUUUCUAGUAUAAUUAUCAUGUAUGUAAAUUCAUAUACCUUAAGUUGUUUACGAAGUCAAUCGUAAACUUGUACUUUCUGUAUAUAGCUCCUGUCAUAUAAAUUAAUAAGAGAGAAGAAAAGAAAGUAUUGUCCUAAAUAUUUUAUAUUAAAGAUCGUAAAUACUUUACAUGUUAGAUUUUGUCUCCUAAAUGGAUUAAACCUGUGAUACUCUGAAGACUUUCUAAAGUCCCGCUUGUAAUCCAACGUCUUGUUACGAAGAAGCGAUCUUAUACUCUUUACCCGGAAAAAAGCUUACAAGCACAAAAUAAACCCGGACUGGUAACAAUGUGUUCAGUUCAUUAAGACAAGAGCAAAGAAGUUCUCUGUAACAGCAUCUAAAAAAAAAACCAUAUUAUGUCAUGCCAGUUGGGCACCAAGACAAGACCUGGCCAUCUCAUGUUGCUUGUCAACAUCGUAAGAAAACAUUGGAAGGAUGGAAUAGAGGAAAAAAUAAAAUGCCAGGAAGUUUGCUGUUCCUAGAAUAUGACAUGAACCCACUGAUCACUCAACCAACUGUUGCUUCUGUCUGGUGGAUCCUUCCAAACACCGAACUGGGAAAAAUGCACCUACUAUUUAUUAUCCAGAGCUUCUUCUCUUCUAUUGCACCAGUACCACACAGUGUUGAUCUUCCUGUACCUACACCUCCAGAAAGAAGUCAACCAUCAGAAGAAAUCAGCAAAUCAGAAAAUGAGGAGUACGGUGAACAAGACUAUGAUCUCACAGAUGCAGUUGUUGAGAGGAAUCCUUACUACCCACACCAGACUUCAGUGACCUUAUCAGAGAUAUUGGUUUGACAAAGUCAAAUGCUGAGCUUUUAAUUUCAAGGCUCAAGGAGUGGGACUUGGUGGAUGAAAGUGUGCAAGUGACAAGCCAAGGAAAACGUAACCAACAUUUUUCAAGCUUCUUUACUAAUGAAGAAAGAUUGUCCUACUGUAAUGAUGUAUCAGGCCUGUUUUAUGCAACUGGAAUUGCAUGCAAUCCAGAUGAAUGGAGACUCUUCAUUGACCACAAGUCAGGAAAAUCAUGGAGCGCUCAGAAUUUCCAAAGAAGCUCACAGAGAAGGAAAAGGAAGCAUGGGAGAGUUUUGUUGCUGUAGCAGGGCUUUCUGGGCAACAACAAGGCUCAUAAUUAUGUGGAACUUGCUGAGACCUUGGUAAAAAAACUAUGGUCAGAUGGCCUGUAGGACGUCCCUUAAGGUCCAUAUCCUUGAUAAUA